AAUGGCGACAGAGUCGGGUGGCUUGUCGAAGGAGGAAUUCCUUCUUGUUCAAGAGCAACUUUUGCAGCUGAAAAAUGAAAAUUACGAGUUACGAGAGGAGAUUAAAAAGAAGAACGCAGCAGCUUCCCAACACCAAAACUCUCCGAAAAAUGAAGCAUUGCAAUUUGCUAGCAAGUUAAUCAACAGAGCAUCUUCUUCGAAAAAAGAUGAAGCAGAAAUUGAGUCGCUUCGGCGGAAACUAGAGACCCAAGAGCAAGAGUUUCGCCUUCAACAAUCUACCCUUUUUGAAGAGCUCAAGACAAUAUCCACACAAAAUGAGACAUUAAAGAAUCAAAUGUCGUCUUAUUCUGAUCAUCCUCUGGAAAAAGAAGCAGAAGAAAGGCAAACAGUGGAACAAUUAAAAGAAGCUAUUAAAAAUUUAACAGACGAAAAAGUUUUGCUAUGUCAAGAAACAAUUCCUGCUAUAAGCAACAAAGUUACAAGUCUCAGUGAAGAACUUGAAAACUGUCAGACAUUGAACGUCGAGCUUGAAGAUCGUUUACUCUCAAUAACUUCAGAAUCCGAAGCUAUUCUUAAAAUUAAGGAGAAGGUUGUCGAGGAAAAUUUGCGAAUUAGGAAAGAAAUUGAAGAAUUACGCAGAGAAAAUGAAGGGAUUGCUGAAAAAAUGAAGGAGAGUAACAAUGCAGUGAUGGAUGAAAAUAAAAAGCUUUCUGAUGAUAAUCUGGAAUAUAGAAAGACAAUGUUGAGUCAGAAAUCUGAAAUUGACAGUUUAAAAGCUGAGAAUUUUAAACUCGUCUCUGAAAAUCAACUAAAUCAUGACGUUUCUAAAAACCUUGCUGCUCUACAAUCAGAAAAACUAAAGCUGACUGAAAUAUCUCAACAAGAAAUAUCAGGUUUGAAAAAAAAGAUCGAAGUUUUAAAAUCGGAAAAUCAUCGUCUUUCGUCUCAAAUCCAACAGAACACUAAUGAAGCUGCAAAGAACCACGAAAAACUUUUAGAAGACCGAGUACUUCUUCUCGAAACUCGUUAUCAAUUGGAAGUUGAUGAUCUUAAAAAGAGUUUUGAGUCGGAUAAAGAAUGUUUCCUUUUGAAAAUGACGAGUUUAGAGGAGAAGCUGAAAUCAGCGGAAGAAGACAAGAAGCUCGCAGUGAAAAAAGCAAUGUCUCUUGUGAAAGAGCUACAAAAAUCAUUAAAAGAAGAGAGAAAACGAGCUGAUUCUUAUGAGAGAAAAAGCGAAGAAAGAGCUGGAUGGCAUGUGGUUCCACCAGAAAAUGAUAGGCAAAGUAGUCAUACUUUCGACGGAAACGAAAGUGUUUCAUCAAUGUCGGCAAUCGAAUCGGAGAACGUUGAACUUAUCACUCGUCUAGCCACGUUACAAAAGAUUCAUUCGGAAAAUGCAGAUUCCAUUCUCCAACUCGAAUCAGAAAAUAGUCGCUUGCGACGGGAAGUGACGGAAAAAGGAGAAUUAAUUGAGAAUUUGAUCCGCGAAAAACCUCUUGGCACCGGAUUUCAACAACAGAAUAAUCUGGGUUCUUCUUCUUCUUCUUCUGUUCAACCGAAACUUGAAGCGUCAUUCCGAAAACUGCUCAAUACACUUGGCCAAGAUUCCCGAGAUUCAGAUGUCCGUGAAAUGAACAAAAAGCUGCAAAGAAUGCUUGAAGAGACACUUUCUAAAAAUAUAAUUCUUCAGAGAGACUUGCAAACUAUUAUGGAGAGAACUGGCUUGUAGAUUUAUAUCUUUUUUUAAAAUUUCUAUUGAAUCCGUGUGUGCAUAUGUAGAUAUUGUUACUGAAACCAUUGCAUUUUUUUUUCUGUAUUUUUUGCUGAAAUUUCAAUUGAUCUAAUUUUCCAAUUAAGCAUUUUGUAUAUUCUUUGUGCAUAAUAAUUUUUUAAUUUUCAG
Caenorhabditis elegans is the source of this 1900-nucleotide messenger RNA. RefSeq names its product GRIP domain-containing protein (gene F41H10.4). Lineage: Eukaryota; Metazoa; Nematoda; Chromadorea; Rhabditida; Rhabditidae. The record is from RefSeq and is marked reviewed. The transcript is spliced from 7 exons. Bases 2 to 1729 code for a protein of 575 amino acids.